This is a messenger RNA of Macrosiphum euphorbiae (potato aphid), 660 nucleotides long. Lineage: Eukaryota; Metazoa; Arthropoda; Insecta; Hemiptera; Aphididae. The record is from the annotation of a GenBank genome assembly.
AUGUCUUUUCAAUCAUUAGACCUUCUUCUUCAACAAGCAGAUGCAUCGGAAAAUAAAAAUUUUACAAAAAAAACAGACAAGAUUAAUUUACAAUCAUCAUUUGGUCUAAAUGAUUUAAUGUUUGAUGACAAUGAGUUAUUUUCUUGUGACCAAAACAUUGCAUCUUCAAUGUCACAACUACAUCUUAACAAUCAAGUGACUGGAGAAUGCCAAAAUAUAUCAGAUUAUAUAAGCAAACAUUUAUCAUUGUUAUCUACGGAUGAACCUAAACUUUCAGUUGUGAAAAAUGCGAAUAAUAUUGAACCAAACCUACCUCUUUCUGACAUAAAAAGUGCAAGUUUCAUAAUUAAUACAAAAUGUGAAGAUAAAACUACCUCUGAGCCAAAUCUAAAAAAAAAAGGUGGCUGUAUUAAAAAAUACAAAAUAUUCCGUACUAAAUCAUUAGCAAAGGUUCGGAAGUCACCUUUAGAAAAACCAGAUUCAGGUUUAAGCUUAACUUUGGGACGGAAAUACCCAAAAUCAAGUUUAAACUUAAUGAAUAAUUAUCUCUGUAAUGUAUUAAUCGAAACGCGAAGCUGUGGGUUCAGAUUUAAUACACCUUCUCCAGACGAAUUAGUGUUAUCUUGGAUGGAUAUUGUUAGACAAAUGCCCAAUAAAUAA